Schistosoma margrebowiei is the source of this 2097-nucleotide messenger RNA. NCBI's taxonomy places the organism in Eukaryota, Metazoa, Platyhelminthes, Trematoda, Strigeidida, Schistosomatidae. The record is from the annotation of a GenBank genome assembly.
UUAUAUUACUAAUUGAGAUAACAGUAGUAAUAAUAUAGAAAAAUAUAUAUAAACAAUAAUAAUAAUAAUAAUUGUACACCAUAAUACAAACUAUACAAUGCAUAAUAAAUAUAUGAAAGAAAUUAAAGAAAUACAUAAUUAAAUAUAAUUUCCCAAUAUACAAUAAGAAAGAUAGUUUGUUUGUUUAUUUUUCUUUUUGUUCUACAAUGUAAUCAAUGUAAUCAAUUACCUGAAUGAUGAUGAUAAUGAUGAUGAUGAUGUAACUUUAUUCCACGUAUACCUACUUGUUAACAUAUACAAUAAACAUUAUACAUCUAUAUAACCAUUAUAGAUUAUAAAAGAUAUCUAUCCAUCCAUCCAUCAUAUUUCAUUGUUGCGUAGAUGUGUAAAUAUUUUAAAAUAACUCUUAUCAUUUCAUUAUAUUAUUUCAUUUAUUUUACGGAACGAAUGAUACAACCAUUUAUAUUUACUAAUUUAAUAAUAAAUAAUAUUAGUGAUAAUAAUAAUCAUAAUAAAUUACCAAAAAUCAAUAAUCAAUCUAUAAUUAUUAAUUAUAAUAGAUCACAAUCAAUAUUUAAUAAUAAUAAUAAUAAUACUAUACAGAAUUUAUCACAUUCAACAGAUUUAUCUUUGAAUGAUUCUAGCCAAAAUCAAUAUUAUAUCGAUAAAAUUUUAAAUGAAGAUGUUGAAGAGACAUUGAACGAUUUUUCAAACAAUGAAAUAGAACAUCUCAACGAUAGUUUCGAAACUAAUUUUCCAGUAAAUGAACCAUCUACUGAAUUAUAUUCACCUGUGAAUACAAUCUUAUCUAAUUUAAGUAAACAACAAGUUGAUGUAAAUCUGGAUUCUAAUACAAAUUUACGAUUUGUUAAAUACUUUGUUGGAGAAACUAUUCGAAUGCGUUGUAUCAUACCGGAAGGAUCUCAUGUGAUAAUGUGGAAUAAAAUUGGUGAAGAAUAUCCACUUACAAUAGGUAAUCAUAGAUUUAUUCCAGAUAAACGAAUUAGUAUUAAACAAAAAUCAUCAAAUAAAUGGAUAUUACGAAUAAUUAAAGCUAAAUUAACUGAUAGUGGUUUAUAUACUUGUACUAUAAAAUCUAUCCAUAAAGAAGAUAAUAUUAUAAAGGAUAAUUCUAAUGUACAAAACAAUAAUGAUAAGAUAAUAAAUCAAACGAAUAUGAAUAUAACAUUGGCUAUUAAACAAAUGAAUAAUCCUGAUUAUUAUAUAUCUGUAGUGGAACCACGAUCAAAUGAAGUGAAACAAGCAAAUAUUACUGUUGUAUCUGAUAAUUUUAUUUUUAAAAAUAGAACACUUACUGUCACUGGACCACGUGUAGUCUACUAUGGCAACCCGUUGGAAUUAAAAUGUUAUGCAAAGUUUUCAACUGAUGUUCGAGCAUCCGGUUAUGAAAUACUUUUAGAAUGGUAUCAUCAUGGUGUUCGAAAGUCCUCGGAUCCAUUUAAAUCUGGUGGUGUGUACAUAGAACAAAAAUGGUUAGAUCCGAAAACACUUGAGAGUCGUUUAUUUAUAAAGUGGGCAAGUGAAUCGGAUACUGGACAAUGGAUAUGUUUAGAACGAUACAAACCAAGUGAAAAUAACACUGAACAUGAGUCUUCACAUAUGAUUCAUUUAAAUCCAAUACAUAAAAGCUUAUUAUCAACGGAUAGAAUUCAAAAUAAUCGUUUACCGGUUUCGUCUGUUUCAAAGAAUCGGCCUUUGUCUUCAACAUCUCCACUAUUACCCACUUCAAGAAUAAUGUUUGGAAGAAUAGAAGUAGAAAUUAUUGAUAUAUCAAAAGCUUCAAUUCAUUUAAAUGGACUAAGAUCAAAUGAGAUCAAUUAUAUGUAUAGUAAUACUGGUUCUAAUUCUAAAUUACAUCAAUCCAUCAUUAAUAAUAUUACUUAUUUAUACAACAUUAAAUGGUUGUUUAUAAAAAUAUGUUUAUUCAUGAUCCUUUUAAACUAUUUUUUAUAAUAAGCCUAGUAACAGAUAAUCUAUCUAUUCAUUUCACAGAUAAUUAUGUAAUUUCUAUUAUGAUUUAUUUACAUUCCAUUCUAUAUAUUAAUAAUUUGUAAAUAUUAUUAAAUUUCAAUAAAU